CCCCCAUGCCACUUAUCUGCUCACUUGUUCACGAUACAGGAAUGUCCUAUACCAUGGCUUCUUUUCAUGGGCAUCAUUGACAAGAUUUGGACUUACCUACCCAAGAGCAUAGUAUCAGUGUAUUAGGGAGCGGUGAGAGACAAUAGUUCACGUCCACAAAGAUAUUGAUUCACUUGACCUACCCGCCCCUCAUCUUGCUCACCAAACCUGUAAUCUUGUUUCCACGGCAAUACACCGGACGGAAGCCUAGCUAUAAAAACUCUGUUUCUCCCCCCCUUCACUUCUGGCCUCCUCUUCCUCCUUACUCUUCACCUUCAUUGCCGAUUGUGCAUGGUUUCUUGACUCGAGCAUGAGAUAACUUCACAAUGCCUGACCUCAAGCAGUUGCAUUGCCAUCUCGAGCUCUCCGAUCCAAAGGGCCCGAAGACGGUCUUGCGUGAGUUCAACACCACCUACGCUGACGGCGCUGUCAACACUUUCAUCGCUGUGCCCGAGAAACCGGAGCCUUUCUGCAUCAAGUUCUGUUCUAAUGGAUACAUUGCCACCGGUAUCGCUGCCUUUGUCUUCAUCGAUGGCGAAUAUCAAUGCAACCGCGUGCGUCAGGGUCUGAUUGCUCCAGCUAAGGGUGUCUCACCCGUUAGCACUGACGUGCACUUCAUCUUUCGUGGACAGGAACUUCCAGAGGGUCGUACUUUCAAGACGAGAUGGUGGAAAUUUGAGGCGCUCAACAUUGGAGCUGCUGACGCAACGAAUGCGCCCCCCAACAUCGACGCCAUGGGCACCAUCACGGUUAUGGUUUUGAGAUGCAAGCCAGACCCAAAAGUUGAUUUCGCCAAUAUUCCGAAAUUGAUAACCUCACGUGAAAUUCCUCUGAGAACUAAAACUGCUGCGACCAAAACCAAGGUGUCCUCAACUCAAGCAAACGACGAUAACAGUAGCGUAGGAGGGCUUGGUGGCCUUUUCGAUGGGCCUUCUGAUGAUUAUUUUCGAACGUCGUCGCGUGGCGACGAUGGAAGACGCAAGUCUCGACGCAGCGAGCGAGAUACCCAGGACCAAUGGUACAGUGACGAUCGCGAUGAAAUUGAGCCAUCAAAAGGUCCACAUGUUUCCAAAGGCCGCAAUAGGGCGGGCCCAGAGCGCCUCAGAGAGAUCUUUCGCUCGCCAGAUCGUGAUCCCUCUUCGAAAAGCCCUUCUCGAAGCUCUCAGCGUGACUACUCCCAGUCUCAUCCGCGCCGUCAUAGCAGUCAUUCAAAGGCUUCAGAGCAUUCACCUAAGCACGAACGCCGUCGUUCUAAGCAUUUGGCUUUCGAUGGCACUGCUUCAAGCGAGGGAGGAAACAGCUGGACACAAGCGCCCACGACAAAAAACUCUGAAAACCGACCUAGUUCGUAUCGUGCUGUCGGUUUUGAAGAUGAAAUAGGAGCUAAACCACAUACAGUGAAGCACUAUGAUCCCAUUGGCGAUCGCAUGGGAAUAUGGAGCCCGAGAUCUAGCGAUUCAUAUGCCAGCAAGACAGGACUGAAGACCCACGCAGCGAAGCAUAGUGGUAAAGCAAAGGACGGCUUUGACAGUGAUUCAUCCUCAACUACCACUGUCGGUGUCAAUGAAGCUUCCCGCCGUGCUCGAAUGCGCGAAACGCCUACCGAAGAUUGGCCUUCCUCCAUCCCUGAGAGUGAAGAAGAUACCUAUCCAGGUGCGCUACAAGCAGGUCUCAACAUGGCCAAUCCUGAUCACUGGGAAAUCCUUGAAGAGAGAGCCACUAGAAGCGGACGCUUCACUCACCCAUCUCACGCUAUCUCUGCAGCUCGACGAGGCCUAAAGGACUCUAAGUGGGACGAAGAAGAGGACAGUGUUGUUGUUGGUGGUGGUAGCGGUGGCAAAGGUAAAGAGUCCAGCUCGAAAGUCGACAAACCCCGUAAUUACAGCGGCCCAGCUUUUGGAAAAGACAGUAGCUGUGAUACGAAAUGGGUUCCUAAGAACAGUAUCUCAAGCGGAAGCACUCCUCAGAACGAUGGCAGUUGGGGCAGCAAACCCGGCAGCUCUCAGAUCGCAUGGAGCAAGAAAGCCAACAGUAUCGCCAAGUGGACCGAAAGCAUACACCCCGACGAAUCGGCAAGCAACUCAGGAAAACGCUCGCAUACCAGUACUCCUCCGGGUUCUCAGGAUGGUCCGAGUAACAAUCGUGGCAGUCAGUCUGGUAGCACUCGCAGCAAGAAUCCCGGUGGGUCUCAGACCAGCCAUGCGAGACAGAAUCGAACCACCAACGACACAGCCUGUGACCCAAUCGGACAAGGUCAGACUCGAGGUACUAGCCAGCACCAACGUACCUCCCUUCUAGGCAAACCUGCAAGCAACAAUGGUAGUCGCAAUUCAAGGAACAGUGCUCAGGGUAAAAACACGAAGCUACCAGCGGGGAACAAUGCUUCCAAUCAAACCCAGUCCGCUAGCAACGCAGUGGAAGGUACAGGCGUUCAGUCUAAAGACAACAACAGCUCGAACUGGAACAACGGGAAUGACCAAGGUUUCAGUCCGGAUCAGGGCAAUACUUCAGGCUGGGACACCAGUAACGACAACCAGAAUGCCUCAACAGGUCAAACCCAAAGCAACGCCAACUGGAACGACAACAGCAAUACUCCUGUAGACCAGAACCAAGCCUCCAACUGGCAGGAUUCUGCCGAUGCUUCCGGAGACCAAACCCAGAACAACUGGGACAGCAGCAACACCACUCCAGCGAUCCCAACUCAAGGAGACUCCAACUGGGACAACAGUGGAGCCACCUCAGCCGAUCAGAACCAGGGAAACGCAGGUUUUACCAACGACGAAAACAGUCAAACCAACAACAACCAAGGCGACCAAGAAUGGAACGCCAACGCUGAACCCGCAGCAGAUCAAACCCAGGGUGACGCAAACUGGGUCCAGAGCGAAGACAACGCAGCACAAGUCUGGGACAACAGCAACAACGACAACAACACCACCAGCCAAGCAUCCACCGUCGUCCCCAGCACAAACGACUGCACCCACCCCUCCUUCAUCCCACCCUGGACCACCUCAACCUGGCACCCACGCCCCAGCCCCCCUCUCCACCCCAAGCUCCACCACUCGGCACCAGAAGUGCCCCUGUACACCGUCGCCGCCGCCACCGUCGCCGCAAAAUCCGUGGACACCCAGGUCCGCCACGGCCCGCUGCGCGCCUGGCCCUCCGAGACCGCGCGUCCGGAGUACAUGGACACGCCGGCGCGGCCGUACGCCGUGUUCACGUUCCAGUAUCGCAGCAGGGCGAUGCUGGAGGGAGUCCUGGGGAGGAAGCUGGAGGAGAGUGCGGGGGAGAAGAGGGAGAGGCUCAUGCGGAUGAGCAAGGAGGAGGUUGUGGCUGAGUUGAUGGGGGCGUAG
Molecule: messenger RNA, 3389 nt
Organism: Pseudovirgaria hyperparasitica
Lineage: Eukaryota; Fungi; Ascomycota; Dothideomycetes; Acrospermales; Acrospermaceae
Exons: 4
Coding region: 366-3389 (1007 amino acids)
Source: RefSeq, a predicted model, not a curated record